Messenger RNA from Penicillium subrubescens, 1803 nucleotides. RefSeq lists its product as uncharacterized. Gene Ontology annotation, molecular function: protein binding; transcription corepressor activity. The transcript is spliced from 5 exons. The coding region runs from base 1 to 1803 and encodes 600 amino acids. The record is from RefSeq and is a predicted model, not a curated record. Gene Ontology annotation, cellular component: Set3 complex. NCBI's taxonomy places the organism in Eukaryota, Fungi, Ascomycota, Eurotiomycetes, Eurotiales, Aspergillaceae. Gene Ontology annotation, biological process: regulation of transcription by RNA polymerase II.
AUGGCACAACCUGACCUGACCUCGCAUCACGUCAACUACCUAAUAUGGAGGUACCUCCAAGAAUCAGGUCAUGGCGAUGCUGCUGUAUCACUGCAGCGCGCAUGGUACCCCGAUCCCCAGGCGCUACCCUUUGCGCGCCACAUUAAAACCCAUGCGCUGGUCUCGCUGGUCCAGAAAGGUCUGCAGUACCACGAGCUCGAGUCCUCUAUCGACAAGGAGGGCAAUCCAACUACUUUUACACCUUCAAACUACUUUUUCGGACCGGAGCCAUUUGAAGUGAGCACAUUAAAAAGCCGCGAUGAGGUGAGCGCAGACCAAGCCCCGGCCCUGGCACCAGCGCCAGAGUCAGCGCCAGAGUCAGCGCCAGAGCCAGCGCAAGAGCCAGCGCCAGAGCCGGCACAUGACGGCGUGACGAAUGGUCACCCAGUGGAGACCAGCAAGAAAAUUCACCCCAGUGAGACUACUAAUGGCGACGAGGCGAUGGAAGUCGAUGAGGCCGAGAGCAAACCGGCUAGCCCACAUCCACAUGUGCCCGAUCUGGACGGCGACGGGGACGUGAGCAUGGGGGCCAUGGAGCCGGAAGAGGUGCCUCAGGAACCCACUCUCAGGACGGGCAGCAGUGUGGGCAUCCAGAUCUCCCCCGCCAAGGCCGCCGAUUUGACCCCCGACACCGCCUUGCUCGAUGAAGAUCACGUGCUCUCCGCCAGCUGGCGACCGCGAGAUCCCUCCUUGCUGGUGGCUGCUGGGGACACCUUCUGUAGCCUCUGGAAGCUGUCGUCAACAUCGGCACCUGCUCAGAACAAGUUUUUGAACCUCAAGGGCACAGGCGCAUAUGUAUCCACGGUGGCAUGGGAUGGCAUUGGCGCGAAAUUGGCCGUGGCCUCCUUCCGAGACAUGAAGGGAAAUGUGACCAUGUAUAAUGCAGACGGUAACGUCGUGGAUUUGUUGCCGGAACUUCCCCGCGUGAUUAGUGGGUUACACUGGGCGGAAGAAAGCCCGCAACUGGUGAUUGUGGCAUCUGAUGAACGCACCUCCGAAUUGGCCCUGUGGGAUGACAGCCAGCGACCCGACGUCUACCCACCGCCCCAGGUGAUUGACAAUCAGAUCUAUGAUUUCGCCUGGUGUGGACGCAACCAGGUGUUUGCGUGUGGAAACGGUGCCGUGUACGAAUGUGAAAUAGACAACAAUAUUCGAUUGGUCAAGACACAUACCUCGCAGCUGGGUGAUACGGAGUGGACUUUCCUGCGCUGCGCCCAUACCCCCAGCUAUUCUGUUGCAGUCACAGCUAGCGCCACGAAAGCCUCGAUCUGGAUUCCCACGCACGAUAUUCUGAUCGAAAACGCCCACCAAGACGCCAUCACUGCCAUCGACAUUCAACACCAGUCGGCAUUGCAAGCGAAACAAGGGAGCAGCUCCAUCACCAUUGCUUCAUACUCCGCCGAUAGUACAGUCGGAGUGUGGCAGGUGAAUCUGGAUACGAAACAAUACACCUCAGUUCAUCGCUUGCGACUGGGCGCCUCAAUACCUGCCCUUACUGGCAGUUUCUCUCCCGAUGGUUAUGCCCUCGGGGCGGUCAGUAAAGAUCAAGUCUUCAUCUGGAAUGUCGAGCGUGGUGGUGAUCCAAUGGCCACAUGGAAAGCUCCCAGCGGGGCACAGGUCAAGGAGGAACCUGAUCGCGCAAUCAACGGGCAGAAUGGUCAUGGACCAGCAAUCCCAGACCGUGCUCUGUCAUGGGAUCCCGAUGGGAAAAAACUCGCCUGCGGCUUAGGAAAUCAAAUGGCUAUUAUGAACCUCCAGCGGUGA